Messenger RNA from Eublepharis macularius, 2194 nucleotides. It is a transcript of the gene POLR3H, whose product is annotated as RNA polymerase III subunit H. Gene Ontology annotation, biological process: transcription initiation at RNA polymerase III promoter; DNA-templated transcription. NCBI's taxonomy places the organism in Eukaryota, Metazoa, Chordata, Lepidosauria, Squamata, Eublepharidae. Gene Ontology annotation, molecular function: DNA binding; DNA-directed RNA polymerase activity. Bases 250 to 870 code for a protein of 206 amino acids. The transcript is spliced from 7 exons. The record is from RefSeq and is a predicted model, not a curated record. Gene Ontology annotation, cellular component: RNA polymerase III complex.
AUCGCUGAGGCAGCGCCUGCCGGGGAGGGUUGGGAUGAGCCUGGGCGAUGGCGCGGGGCCCGUCCGUUCCUCCCUGGGAGGCGAAAGGGCUUUCUUUCCGAGAGCUUUGGAGGGGUGGGCCGAGAGGGAGCGGGCCAUGCCCAGAUGGAGCUUCGGUCCCGGCCGACUUGCAAAUGACUUUUCGACGCGGCUGGCCGGCUGAGUGGCUGGAAAUCCGGUUCAGUGCCGGCAUUGCUCUUGGUUCCCAAUAUGUUUGUGCUAGUGGAAAUGACAGAUACUGUGCGAAUACCUCCGUGGCAAUUUGAAAGGAAGCUUAAUGAUGCCAUCACAGAAGAAUUAAAUAAGAAACUAGCAAAUAAGGUUGUGUAUAAUGUUGGCCUCUGUAUUUGUCUGUAUGACAUCACAAAGCUGGAAGAUUCCUACAUAUUUCCAGGAGAUGGUGCAUCACACACAAAAGUGCAUUUUCGGUAUGUUGUGUUUCACCCCUUUCUGGAUGAAAUUCUGGUUGGAGAGAUAAAAGGCUGCAGCCUGGAAGGAGUGCAUGUUUCUCUUGGGUUUUUUGAUGACAUCAUCAUUCCUCCAGAAUCUCUACAGCAACCUGCCAAGUUUGAUGAAGCUGAGCAAGUGUGGGUCUGGGAAUAUGAGACUGAAGAAGGAGCCCAUGACCUGUAUAUGGAUACAGGGGAGGAGAUCCGCUUCCGUGUAGUGGAUGAGACCUUCAUUGAUACAUCCCCAACAGGCCCAAGCUCUGCAGAGCCAUCCACCUCUGGUGCUGCAGAGGAGGCCCAGAAGAAGGAGGCUCCCUAUACUCUUGUGGGAUCAAUCAGUGAACCUGGUCUGGGCCUGCUAUCCUGGUGGACAAACAGUUAACCAAUAAGAGAAACUUCGUUGCACUAAGAAACUUUGCAAGCUGAAAAAGCCUAGAUAGUGGCCUGAAAGCUUUGCUUUCUGCUUUGCACUGGAUCCACAUCAAGCUGGCCUAGAUCUAGAAAGCAUCUGAGUGGGAGCAUCUAGUGUGAUAACUGCACAGAAGAACAAUCUACCACAUACACUCAGGAGGGGCUGAUCCCUCUGAUUAGUGGGAUUGGGUAAAAGUUCUUAUGACAAGAUUUCAGCCUGGAAAAAUUGCAAUGUGCCUCAUGUUGAAAAUGGAUACACAAAAUAAUUCUCAAGGAGAGUGCUUGGAGGAGAGAAGUAUUUCAUACUACCAUUUUCCAUUUUUUUAUGUGAUGGAGAUGGGGAAGAUGUUGCAAAAUCUGGCCCUCGCUUUGAGUGUGUUUGUUCCAUUGAGUGUGUUUGUUCCCUUAGGCUGAAGAUUCCUCUGUUAGCAAUCAGCUGUCCCUUCAAGAUUGACACGCCUUGGUGAGGAACACUUGGGCAGGGACCUGGCCCAUAAGAAGGUUGAAAUGUGGCUGACAGAACCCUAAACAACUACCCUUCCUAGUCAUACUGUUUUCUGGGAAAACGCAUACCUGCCAUUAUGUUUAGCUGAGAUGCUGCAUGGAUUUGGGUGGGUAGUAUUGUUUUCAGUAGACGAAACCUCCUGAAAGUAACUAGAAGGCUGAUGGCCCAUCUAAAUUUGUCUGUCUUCUGAUUAAAAAAUAAUCACCUCCAAUUGGAGAAGCAUUGAAAUAGGACUGAAGCCUGUAAGAGAUCAGUUCUUUCCCAGGUGCCCACAAUUACCAUCAAUAACCAAUUUCUCUAUCAUAUGUGGUAUUGCUGAGUUCGUUUCUGAAGGGAGGAUAUCCUUGUGAGGAUUCCUCUGAAGCACCUUAGACUCCAUUCAACUGAAAUCCUAAUAAAACUUGAGAAUAAAUUUUCCUUUUGUAUUUAUACUAUGUAGUGAUGGCUGGAUGAUUUUAGAAAUGGCUCUGUCAAUGUUACUUCAAAAACUUUUAAGCACAAACGAGAGUCUUGGUUAUGGUAACUGGAGAACAGUUGAAUAUGUGCUUUGCACUUACCAUGUUUACUCAAAAAGAAGAUAGCCCUAAAUGUAAGACCCCCCCACCCCAAAAUUACUGGACAUACCUGUAACUUCUAUGCAAAUAGAAGAUAAUCCCUUCUCUUUUUUUGCCAUAUCUGGCUUUUAAUUUUAAAAAAAGGUUUGUAUUUGAGUACAUACAGUAUUGUAUGGGUUGUAAUUCCUUUUGGUAAUUCUUUUCAGUAAGCAGAACCUUUUUUUGAAUAAAGUACC